CUAUCACACAUCUGUUUGACCGUCACCAGUUAAUUCGUGAUGGCAGUUAAUCUGGAACACCGGUUCCUCUACUGCACAGUGUGAAGAGGGAAAGACAGUACACGUAGUCAGUUUAGACCUUACAACCACACCCAUGUUUUCUUUUACCUGAAAUUCAGUACCAUUGGAACUGUGGACAGUCCUGUGCUACAAUUGGAGAUAAGGGCUGUUUGCUUAUCAUGAGGGUUCAAAACUUUUUUGUCCCAAUCCAGCUAAAAACGUGUGGCUGCAUCUUACUUGUGCUGGCUGUGUUUGUCCUAAUCACGGACAUUCUGGAGAAGUUUCACAAUAAAGUGAACAACACCAAAAUCAUCCAUCCACCCACCAUUUCCGAUGUUACUCCACCUGCUGGCGUGUGGUACAACUUCUGCAAGCUAAAACCACUCUCCCCUAAGGAAGCCUUUGAAGAAGACCUCUUGCUACAGUCCAUUGCUUGGCCUGACACUCCACCUUUACAAUCUCUUUCCCUGAGAAAGUCCAGUGACCCAGCCCACAGCACCUUCACCAUUCUCGAUAGGAUGGGAGGAGGACAGUGGCAAAUAGGGGAUAAGAUGGAGGUUAUUAUUAAAAUGUAUGAUUUCCAGGGCUGUCCAAAGAACUGUGGGGGAGACGUCAUAGUCGCUCGCCUACACAACCCAACUCUUGGUGCAGGUGUAGCAGGGAAAGUAGUGGAUCAUCUCAAUGGCUCCUACUCUGCUGUAUUCUCUUUACUCUGGGAAGGAAGUGCACAGGUUGAGGUAAUACUGGUUCACCCCAGUGAGGCAGUCACAGUGCUGGGCAGACUCACCAGAGAACAGCCGGAUAGAGUUUUUUUCGAAAGCCAGUUCCGCUCGGGGAUUGUCAGUGAAACUACCACCUGUAAUGUAUGUUUGCGUCCAUCCCGGCAGCCUAUGUGCAACUACACUGACCUGCAUACAGGUCAGCAGUGGUUCUGCUACAAGCCAAAGAAGCUCAGUUGUGAUGCCAGGAUCAGUCACUCCAAGGGGGGAUUUACACAAAACAUCACCGUCAUGGAGAACAAGCUGUUUCAAAGGUAUGCAUUAUCUAUUUUGUAUGUCUGUAGUGAGAGUAUGUUGAUUUUUUUUUUUUUUUACCUUUCAGGUCAGAUCUCAAGGCAGCCAGAGGUGAUUCUGGAUUCUGGUCCCUCUGGAUAUUACUACCAGGGUGUGUGGCGAGCUUUAGGUGGCACCACAGUUUGGCAGUUUAACACUUCCUCAGCCAUUACUCAGUGUCUGAGAGGAAAGGUGAUUAAAAUGUACGGAGACUCCACCAUCAGGCAGUGGUUUGAAUACUUUAAUGGAGCACUAUCAGGUCUCAAGGAGUUUAACCUACAUAGUCCUAAGCAAAUUGGACCUUUUAUUGCCCUGGACUACCCAAAUAACAUCUUCCUGACGUACCGUUGCCAUGGUCCUCCUAUCCGGUUUAAGAAUGUCCCCAUCAGCGAGCUGCAUUAUAUUGCCAAUGAGCUAGACAAUGUGAUUGGAGGCAGCAACACAGUUGUAGUUCUUGGCAUUUGGUCACAUUUCAGCACUUUCCCCAUUGAAGUCUACAUCAGACGGCUGCAGAGCAUCCGCAGGGCAGUGGUGCGUCUGUUGUCCAGGGCUCCAGAAACACUGGUUGUCAUUAGGACUGCAAAUCCCAAAGCUUUGAACCUCUAUGAGACACUUACUAAUAGUGACUGGUACUCACUGCAGAGGGACAAGGUGCUCAGGGCCAUGUUCAAAGGAUUGGAUGUCCAUCUGGUGGAUGCCUGGGAGAUGGUUGUGGCCUACAACCUGCCACACAGCCUCCACCCACAACCUCCCAUUAUCGAGAACAUGAUUAAUGUUCUCUUGUCCUAUAUAUGCCCUCACAAGGGUGGCUAGAUUUAUUUUUUAAGAGACCAGCCACGUGUGAGAUGGACUGCAUUUUAAAAAUCUUUUUAACAGGAAUUUGGGGUGGGAAAAAGAACCAAAGCAUGAUGGGGUACAACUAUCGAGAGUGGGGUUGGUACAUAAAAUUCACCAAGCGUAAGCAAAUUCCAUAAUGAAGUCAUCUACAAAAUACUGAUUGGUUUCAGUUACACGAUAUGGUAUUUAAUGUCACGUGUCCAGCUGCUUAUUUCUGAGAAAUAAAGUGCUCACUGCUG
This is a messenger RNA of Neolamprologus brichardi, 2167 nucleotides long. NCBI's taxonomy places the organism in Eukaryota, Metazoa, Chordata, Actinopteri, Cichliformes, Cichlidae. The record is from RefSeq and is a predicted model, not a curated record.